AUGGAAUCCUUCGAAGACUCUAAUUGUCACUCUCUAAGCAAUAGUUUUUCUUUGUACGAGAGAUAUUUACGUAGUUUCAAUGUAGUAGAUCCUCUUAUUGAAGAAAGUGUAAACCGCAGACAUAAUGAAUUUGUAAUCCUGAAUAAUGGUGAUUCUUCAAGCUCUCGUAGUAGAGAUAACAUCGAGUUACCUAUUCUAACAUCAAAUGUUAUAAAUAAACAAAGUGAACCAGCUGAAAGUCAGCCAAGUUUAUUAAAUCAAGUUGUGCGUGAACUUAUAAGUGAUAAGGAGUCUAGUUUAGACACUGAUUGUGUUAAAGUACAUUCUCCCUGCACACCUCUCGCGGCUUCAUUGCUUGAAAACUCGGUCGAACGUAGUUUAAUAAACGACAAAUCCAACCCUACUGACGUACAAGCGUCUUCCGAAGAAACGAAGAUUGAGACUACUAAACAUCCUGUAUUUAUAACGCCUACUAUGGAAAACAGCAACAAUGCUGUAGAUAGCGUGCCUAUGUUCCGUCAAGUGAGACCCACGGACAGUGUGUUUAAGUUGCCGAUCAGCGAAUUGUCGUUUAAUGGUACGCUAAAGCAAGUCCAGAAGAUGAAACCAAUUGUGGAUCCGAUAACUGUGUUAGUUAAUUUAGAAGAUAAACCAUUAGAAGAAUGUAGUAGACAUUUUGCAAGCACUUGUAGUUUUAAUAAUAGCCAUGUGACUGAAAGCAGUACAUGUGAAUCUAGAACAAGCAGUACGUCAGAUGUCAGUGACAAGAUCUUAGAGAGUACUGGUGACUCUCAGUAUGAGGAAAGAAAAAAAGACAGUCAUAGUGUGAAUGACGAUAUCAGUGCAGCAAAAUGGAAUUCUGAACAAAGUUAUUCCUCUUUGGAAGCUUCUUUUGACAGUGGGGUAAGGUCUCCAGACAUGUUUUCUGAUGGCGAGGAAGAGGAGGCCACAUCAGAGCCAGAACCUUUUUGGCAUUUCCUCAAGGACUAUGAAUCAUUUGAUAAACGGAAAGUCAAAAAAAUAGAGGUAACUCUACAAGGAGUAUUGCCACCACCUUCAGUCACCAUUCUAAAAACAGAUGUGACGGAAAUGCUGAAAAAAUACUAUUGUUACCUACCACUUUUCAAUGACAGUGCUAAAAUUGAUCCACCCGAAUUAAACACUACACCUACCAAAAGGGUUUCUUUUGUUGAAAUUCCUGAAAUAAAAGAUGGUUCAAAAAGUCAUGAUGCAGAAAAGCCAAGGAGUUCAAUAUCUCAUGAUACCUCUGAGUCAGAUACAAGUGGAAACGAUAGGAGCAUACAUUUGAAAACGUGUUCAGAAGUAGAGGCUACUGAGACACUGUGGCCUGAUGUGAUCAAAUGCAAAUAUUAUGAUGUGUAUUACAAUGUGACAAAGCAUUCUGAAAGAUUAGAAUUACUUGCAUUGCGCUAUGGAGAAAGAUAUGUUGGAGCUGAGACUGAUACUAGUGUUAAUAUUUAUUCUGGAGGCAUGCAGUCCCCCAGCAGUGCAUGCAAACGGAAAGCAUUGAGACUUAAAAUGGCUCAAGCAAAAUCCCCUGGACGGCGGUUGUCCCACUUGGCGCGUCGUCGACAAGCGUUUGCAAGUGCAGCCACCAUCGGAGAGAAGGCGCAAACAUCCACCUCUAGAAUGGUGUUAAUUGAUAAAAAUUUCUUCCCACAUAGAAAACUCAUCAACUCGUCAGAGCGAAAAAGUCCACGUACGAGACGGACACCUGGCAAGAAAACCCCCACACGCAAGACGCCAGGCAAGAAAACGCCAGCUAAAACACCCAAGACACGAAGUGGAGGGUCCAGCAAGAAAAAGGCAAUGAGAAGAUUACUAAUGGACUCUGACCAAUUAACGAGAUCCCAGCCUUCGAGGGAACCAUUGAAGAGAGCUCUUUUCAUCAGUCCUGAUAAUAGAAAACCAAUUCCUGCUGCUCCUUCAUCGUCUGUACCAGCUCAAGCCAUGAAAUCGAAGCGUGCUUUAUUUGGUUCGCCCGUUAAACCAGCUGAAACAAAAAGUAUGGAUGGGACACAGAGUGAUCAAUUUCUAAAAAGAAAACGCGACAUGUUUGACGAUGAACCGAAUAGCAGUCGAAGUAAAAUAGCCAAGAGUUUGUCCUUCGGAGGAGACUCUUUAGAAGGCUCGCAUUCUCACUCGUUUGCUCGUCGAAAUUCUGAAGCAUUUGCAUCACAGAACUCAGCCGAAUUAAAUGACCUUCAUAAAAAGAAACUACUGUGGGCGGUAUCAGAAGCCCUGCGCGUGCACGGUUGGCGCAUGUCAUCGCCCGGGUUCCGCGAGAAGGCGUCGCUGCUGGCGCGCCUCACGCGCCGCCUUCUCAAGCUGCCGCCUCACGCCGCCCAGCUCAACACACCCACGCUUUCUACUUCGGAAACUAUGCUCAAACUUGCUCGUCGAUACGUGUUUGCCAUCAUCAAAGGCAGCUCAGUCGACGAAUGUUUCCAGGAGGAACAGCAGAAAAUAGCAAAGGAGACCAACAGCAAAAUUACUGGUUAUAUAUCCGCGCAAGCUUAUCAGCAGCUACGCGCCCGCCAGAACGCACCCAGCACCUCACAAAUCAAAGAAAAUACAUGCAGUGGCGGAAUGAAACAAGAACAAACAAAGAGCUCUUCUAAAAACAUUCUACAAGACAAAUUAAUUAAUAUAGAUAGUAACUCGAAUAGCAGCAGUGGGCUUAGCAUGAUUGACAAAUCUAGUCUAGGCCUUUUCAAAUCUAAUUCCAUGCCUUCUUUCGAAGAAGCAGCUAAGAUGCGAGCGAGGCGCCAAAUAAGUUUCGACAACGUCGAUUUCCCCAAGAGGUGA
This is a messenger RNA of Arctia plantaginis, 2829 nucleotides long. The record is from the annotation of a GenBank genome assembly. Lineage: Eukaryota; Metazoa; Arthropoda; Insecta; Lepidoptera; Erebidae.